ACUCCACUAACUAUUUUAUUGUUCAUAAUUCGAUCUCCAUUUUUCUUUGAGAAAAGGAAUAAAACAAUGGGGAGAGAAACUGAUAUGAGGUAAGCUUUUUGUCCAUUACAAAUUGACCACCACAGGCGCAGACAUCCUUGCUACCAACUUUCACAAAACCCCAAGCGGUGCUCAAGUCAUCUCCUGGCUCUUGCCAUCAUCUCCAACCUGCCUCUGCAUCCCGUUCCCUCCUCCAUUGCCGCUACCUCUGAAUCUGAAACGCUCACCUGGGGAGGCGAGUGAAGUGACUGUUGGGAGUGGCGUAGGCUGCAGAGCAAGCCAGCCAUGAGGCUUCCUCUGCUGGCCGCGGUGUGCUGCGCCCUCCUGGCGUGCGCCGCCCGGCCACAUUGCGCCGCGGAGGCGAAGGCCCGGCACUUCAAGUGGGAGAUCAGCAACAUGUUCUGGUCGCCGGACUGCGAGGAGAAGGUGGUGAUCGGCAUCAACGGCCAGUUCCCCGGCCCGACGAUCCGCGCCCGCGCCGGCGACACCAUCCACGUCGAGCUCAAGAACGCGCUCCACACCGAGGGCGUCGUCAUCCACUGGCACGGCAUCAGACAGAUCGGGACGCCGUGGGCGGACGGCACGGCGGCGAUCUCCCAGUGCGCCAUCAACCCUGAAGAAACCUUCACCUACCGCUUCGUCGUCGACAAGCCGGGGACGUACUUCUACCACGGGCACUACGGGAUGCAGCGGGCGGCGGGGCUGUACGGGUCGCUGAUCGUCGACGUGGCCGAAGGGGAGGAGGAGCCGUUCAAGUACGACGGCGAGCUGAACCUGCUGCUCAGCGACUGGUACCACGAGAGCAUCCACACCCAGAUGGUCGCCCUCUCCUCCAAGCCCUUCAGGUGGAUCGGCGAGCCGCAGUCUCUGCUGAUCAAUGGGAGAGGACAGUUCAACUGCUCAAUGGCCGCGGCGCACACGCCGGGCGCCACGCAGUGCGCCGCCGUCAACCGGCAGUGCGCGCCGGUGGUCCUCCCCGUGCAGCCGAACAAGACCUACAGGCUCCGGAUGGCGAGCACCACCUCGCUGGCUUCUCUCAACUUGGCAAUUGGUAAUCACAAGCUGACUGUGGUGGAGGCCGACGGCAACUACGUGGACCCGUUCGCCGUCGACGACAUCGACAUCUACUCCGGCGACAGCUACUCCGUCCUCCUGACGACGGACCAGGACCCGUCGUCCAACUACUGGGUCAGCGUCGGCGUUCGCGGCCGGCAGCCGAAGACGGCACCGGCGCUGGCCGUGCUCAACUACCGCCCGAAUCGCGCGUCCAAGCUGCCGGCCCUCGCGCCGCCGGCUACCCCGGCGUGGGACGACUACGAGCACAGCAAGGUGUUCACGUACCGCAUCCACGCGCGCGCCGGGACGCCGCCGCCGCCGGCGACGGCGGACCGCCGCAUCGAGCUGCUCAACACGCAAAACCGGAUGGACGGGCACACCAGGUGGUCCAUCAACAACGUGUCCAUGGUGCUGCCGGCGACGCCGUACCUGGGUUCCCUGAAGCUGGGGCUCAAGUCUACGCUCACCGCGGCGCGGCCGGCGGAGACGUUCAGCCGGGGUUACGACGUGCGCCAGCCGCCGGCGAACCCGAACACGACGGCGGGGGACAACGUGUACGUGCUGGCGCACAACACCACCGUGGACGUGGUGCUCCAGAACGCCAACGCGCUGGCUCACAACGUGAGCGAGGUGCACCCGUGGCACCUCCACGGGCACGACUUCUGGGUGCUCGGGUACGGCGAGGGGGCCUACCGCGGGGACGCCGCCGACGAGGCGCGGCUCAACCUCCGGGACCCGCCGCUGCGGAACACGGCGGUGAUCUUCCCGUACGGAUGGACGGCGCUCCGGUUCGUGGCGGACAACCCCGGCGUGUGGGCGUUCCACUGCCACAUCGAGCCGCACCUGCACAUGGGCAUGGGCGUCGUCUUCGCCGAGGCCGUCGACCGCGUCGGCAAGGUGCCCAAGGAGGCCGUGUCGUGCGGCGCCACGGCCAGCGCGCUCAUGAACGGCGACCACCUGUGAUUGCCGUGUGUGACCAGGGUGUGCGGCGUCAAGACAGCAAGGAUGCAUCGCGCUCGCUCGUGUGGACGCGUGUUUGCCGUUCGGUCUCCGUCCGUUAAUUAGUGUUCUUUAAUAUUUUUUGUUUAUUUAGGUUAUUGAGAUGUGAUCAUGUAAUGUAUUAGUUCUAUUGGUUAGUGUAAGUGAGAUUUAUCUCUGGUUGCAUUGGAUGAUUGGAAAUGCUGUAGAAUGGUUUGUUCGGGUAUUAAAUGACUCAAAGUGCCGGGAUCGCCUGUUAAUGGACGCAUCUUGGUCAUAGUACGGAGAGAAG
Panicum hallii is the source of this 2365-nucleotide messenger RNA. Its product is annotated as L-ascorbate oxidase-like. The transcript has 5 exons. Gene Ontology annotation, molecular function: copper ion binding; oxidoreductase activity. The record is from RefSeq and is a predicted model, not a curated record. Gene Ontology annotation, cellular component: plasmodesma; extracellular region. NCBI's taxonomy places the organism in Eukaryota, Viridiplantae, Streptophyta, Magnoliopsida, Poales, Poaceae. Bases 325 to 2058 code for a protein of 577 amino acids.